UGUAUUCAACACUAGGAAACGCGGCCUCAUCAUUGACUGCAAUGAGGGCUACUUUGUUAAGACGUAAGCUAGUUAAUUUAUUCGUACGCCCUUGUUUAGUUCAUAGUCAGUCUUGCCCUGCACAGCGUAGUGAUGAUGGCGGCGGCUUUGGCACCGGCAAGAAGCGGGCGGAAAGAUGUGCUCCAGUAAAACUGGCCGUCAUACCUGCAGAGUGGUUUACAUUUUUUCACGUCAAGACCGGUGUAUCCGGUGGAUAUGUCCUUUUGUUUGUAUUAACAAAUUAUGCCCUCAGCAAAGAGAUAUUUGUCAUGGAACACGAAUACUAUGCAGGUCUGUCUAUUUUUCUGAUGUUGUAUUACGUCACCACAAAACUUGGCCCUGGCAUAGGUGCUAGUUUGGACAAAGAAGUAGAUGAUAUUGUAGACAACAUGUACAAAGGUCGUAAAGCAGAGAUUGCUCAUUACGAAUCAGUUGUCAAAGAGGCCAACGACGCUGUAUGGAGAGCAGAGGGUCAACAACUAUUGAUAGCAGCGAAGAAAGAAAAUGUCUUGAUGCAACUGGAGGCCGUGUACCGCGAGCGAAUGAUGCACGCGUAUCACAUGGUCAAAGGUCGCAUGGAUUACCAUAUGAAAAGAUACUAUUCAGAAGCCCGAAUACAUCAGAAGUGGAUGAUUAAUUGGAUUUUAAAAGAAGUUCACAAAGCCAUCACACCAGAAUUCGAGCAAGAGGCUUUGAAUAAGGCCAUAAAAGAUUUGGAAGCCGCAGCUAGUAAAGCUGCUUAACAUUGACACCUCUUAUAGUAUAUAAAAUAUUUGACGAGAAUUUUUAUUGAUAUCGGAUAUUGUUUAUGGAAACAUGAAAUUCAAAUUUAUACCCCAACAUUUGGGUGUAGCAGUGUUACUGCUUUUAGUUUACCUGCAAUACGCAAGUCUUUUCAAAUUGUCGUAGAAGACAAUGCUUUGUACCGUAUAUCGUUUCCUCGGUUACAUUAAAUAAUAGCGAAAGUAAAAGAAGUUUAAAAAAUAAAUCCUUAUUGGAAGUUGUAUAUUGAUGUACAUUUAUUUAUU
This is a messenger RNA of Hyposmocoma kahamanoa, 1067 nucleotides long. Its product is annotated as ATP synthase subunit b, mitochondrial-like. Gene Ontology annotation, biological process: proton motive force-driven ATP synthesis. The record is from RefSeq and is a predicted model, not a curated record. Lineage: Eukaryota; Metazoa; Arthropoda; Insecta; Lepidoptera; Cosmopterigidae. The transcript has a single exon. The coding region runs from base 42 to 782 and encodes 246 amino acids. Gene Ontology annotation, molecular function: proton transmembrane transporter activity.